Molecule: messenger RNA, 993 nt
Organism: Anoplophora glabripennis (Asian longhorned beetle)
Lineage: Eukaryota; Metazoa; Arthropoda; Insecta; Coleoptera; Cerambycidae
Product: transmembrane protein 208
Exons: 4
Coding region: 152-670 (172 amino acids)
Biological process (GO): vacuolar protein processing
Cellular component (GO): intracellular membrane-bounded organelle
Source: RefSeq, a predicted model, not a curated record
CGUCAGAGGAGGAUUGUUAUUUAAAAUUGAUGACAAUUUGACAAGCGCUUACAACGUGGAGAAUUUUAAUGCAGGUGAAAUUAGUAAACAUAUCUAUAAUGAAUUAAAAUUAUUAAAGGUUUCUAUAAAAACGGUUUAUUAACUUCGAAAAAUGGCUCCUCCACAAAAAGGCAAACAAGGCACGAAAGGUGCAAAACAGAUUGUGGACGAAAAUGUAUCUACAUUGAAUUUUUAUAGAAACAUGGCCAUUGGAGCCAAUGCAGUGUCACUUCUAAUUCUAGUUUUCUAUCAUUCUACAAUUAGUAUCGUUUUGUACCUAUUCUCGUGUAUCAUAUAUAUAGCUUGUUACCAAUUUAUGGCAUAUAUGGCAAGAGCAAAAUAUACCGAAACGGGUCAGUUGCUUGACAGUGGGGUAGAUUUAAAUAUGGAAGGAGGCAUAGCCGAGCACGUAAAAGAUAUAAUCAUAUUAACGGCAGGGUGCCAGUUACUCUCUGCAAUAAUUUCAAAUUAUUUCUGGUGGUUGUGGCUCCUGGUGCCUCUGCGCGGGGCUUGGAUAGCCUGGAAAAAUAUCCUCCAACCUUAUUUCUUCCAAGAAGCGCCCAAUCAGCCUGAAGUUAACGAGAAGAAACAGAAGAAAAUGGAGAGGAAGAUGAAACGAAUGCAGAGAUAAGGUUUAAUUUGUAAAUAGUGUACGGUUAAAUUGGUGGAAUGGGAGAAUAAUUUAUUAUGAUAGCUACCGACUGUUUCUUCGUUAAGGACGGUAAGGAAAAGAUCAAUAGGAUUAGUUAAAUAGUUUAAUGUCAUUGCAAAACAGGAUAUUUUUAGUGCUGAUUUUUGUCGAAAUACUUGACACUGCCAAUAGUAUAUUUUUAAAACGUAUUUAAUAAAAAUAUUUCACGAAACCGGAUAUGUGUGCCGCCUAAAGUUGUAAAUUUUUUAUAGUUACAAAUUAUUUGUUCAAAUAUAUUGUUAUUUACAUUAUUAUAUGUAUAC